Prosopis cineraria is the source of this 1595-nucleotide messenger RNA. RefSeq lists its product as uncharacterized. Gene Ontology annotation, cellular component: membrane. The transcript has 7 exons. The record is from RefSeq and is a predicted model, not a curated record. NCBI's taxonomy places the organism in Eukaryota, Viridiplantae, Streptophyta, Magnoliopsida, Fabales, Fabaceae. The annotation marks the transcript as partial.
AUUGGGUUUCAUCCAUUAUACAUACAGUCGGUUGGAUUCACUGGUGCUGCUGGUUUCAUUCUUGCUGUCCUAUGGUUUAUUUCUUUUGGUUUGGCGCUUGUAACUCAUCUGUGCUGCGGAUGGGGGAUCAACAUCAACGCCGAAGGAUCAAAUCAUUCACGAAGAAUAUGUCUUAUAUUGCUCAUAGUAUUUACAUGUGCUGCAGCGACUGGAUGUAUCUUACUUUCUGUAGGGCAGAAUAAGUUUCAUGGUGAGGCAUUGCAUACCCUCCACUAUGUUGUGAAUCAGUCAGACUACACCGUGCAAACUUUGAGAAAUGUGACUCAAUAUCUUUCUCUUGCCAAGACUAUCAAUGUUACCCAGAUCAUUCUUCCAUCCAAUGUCAUGGAGGAUAUUGACAGUUUAAAUACAGACUUAAAUACUGCAGCAGAUACACUAUCUGAGAAGACAAAUGAAAAUUCUGUUAGAAUAAGAAGAGUAUUCAGUGCUGUGCACUCGGCUUUGAUUGUCGUGGCUGCGGUUAUGCUUCUUUUGGCACUGAUUGGAUUAUUUUUAUCUAUCCUUGGACAUCAACAUGCGAUCCUCAUAUUUGUUAUCAGUGGAUGGUUACUGGUUGCGAUUACUUUCAUUCUCUGUGGAGUUUUCAUAAUCCUUGAUAAUGCAAUUUCUGAUACCUGUUUGGCUAUGGGAGAAUGGGUGGAGAAUCCACAUGCAGAAUCUGCUCUUAGCAACAUCCUUCCAUGUGUUGAUCAGAGAACCACCAACAAGACACUUUUUCAGAGUAAACAGGUGGUCACCGAUAUUGUAAAUGUUGUUAAUCAGUUCAUCUAUAACAGAGCAAAUGCGAAUCCGAGACCAGGCAAUCCAAAUUAUUACAAUCAGUCAGGACCUGCAAUGCCACCCCUGUGCUAUCCUUUUGAUUCUCAGUUUCAAGAGCGUCAGUGUACAGGUCAAGAAGUUUCCUCAACAAAUGCUUCACUGGUCUGGAAUAAAUUUGAAUGCGAGGUAUCUAAACAAGGAUACUGCACAACAACCGGCAGGGUGACCCCAGAGAUUUACUCUCAGCUGGUGGCUGCAGUUAACGAAAGCUAUGCGUUAGAGCACUAUGCUCCGCCUCUACUCAGCCUUCAGAAUUGUGAUUUUGUGAGGGACACAUUCCAAGAGAUCACUUCAAGUUUCUGCCCGCCAUUGAAGCAUUAUCUGGAGAUCAUCAAUGCAGGGCUAGGUCUCAUUUCAGUCGGUGUGUUGAUGUGCCUGGUUCUCUGGAUACUCUAUGCAAACCGCCUCCAAAAGGAGGAAGUGUUUUUGAAGUUUUCCUUUCCGGAAAAACUGAAGAAUAGAUUCAGUAAGAACCGCAACAACUCAAAAUCAACUUCUUCCGCAGCUGUAUCAAGUGAAGUGUAGAUUGUACUAUAGAGAAAUUAUUCACGAAAAGUAUAUGAAUAGUGUUUUUCUUUCUCCACUAUUACGGCUAAAAUGAAACAAAGGUGGGGCGAAGCUCCAGCUUUGAAGUUGGAAGAUUACAGGCAAACUCUAGUGUAUUAUACAUAAAGCAAAAGCAAAUUUGAUUUGUUGAUAUAUAAUAUUUUGAAUCA